AUGUACAAAAUGCAACUCUUGUCUUGCAUCGCACUGACGCUUGUACUUGUCGCAAACAGUGCACCUAUUACUUCAAGCUCUACGAAGGAAACAGAGCAACAGAUGGAGCAAUUACUACUGGAUUUACAGUUGCUUUUGAAUGGAGUUAAUAAUUAUGAGAACCCCCAACUCUCCAGGAUGCUCACAUUUAAGUUUUACACCCCAAGAAGGUAAGCCACAGAAUUUACACACCUUCAAUGUCUAGCAGAAGAACUAAAAAACCUGGAGGAAGUGCUAGGUUUACCUCAAAGCAAAAACGUUCACUUGACAGACACCAAGGAAUUAAUCAGCAAUAUGAAUGUAACACUUCUGAAACUAAAGGGAUCUGAAACAAGUUACAACUGUGAAUAUGAUGACGAGACAGCAACCAUUACAGAAUUUCUGAACAAAUGGAUUACCUUUUGUCAAAGCAUCUUCUCAACACUGACUCGAUAA
Nyctereutes procyonoides (raccoon dog) is the source of this 474-nucleotide messenger RNA. It is a transcript of the gene IL2, whose product is annotated as interleukin 2. Gene Ontology annotation, molecular function: growth factor activity; interleukin-2 receptor binding. The transcript has 4 exons. The record is from RefSeq and is a predicted model, not a curated record. Gene Ontology annotation, cellular component: extracellular region. Gene Ontology annotation, biological process: immune response. NCBI's taxonomy places the organism in Eukaryota, Metazoa, Chordata, Mammalia, Carnivora, Canidae.